Prunus armeniaca (apricot) is the source of this 1056-nucleotide messenger RNA. Lineage: Eukaryota; Viridiplantae; Streptophyta; Magnoliopsida; Rosales; Rosaceae. The record is from the annotation of a GenBank genome assembly.
AUGCAGUCAAAGUCUGAAACUGAAAAUAGACUUCAUGCUGAUCAUCAUACCAUCCCACCAAACAGUGUUUAUUCAGAACCGUGGUGGCGGGGUGUUGGCUAUAACCCCAUCUCCCCAGCCGUUACAGGGAGGAAUACAUCCAACUCAUCUUCGUUAGAAUGCCCAAAUGGUGGUUCGGAGUCCAAUGACGAUCGAUCAUUGUCCAAUGAUGAGCCAAAUGAAGAUGAUGAUGAUGGUGCCACCAAAGAGUCACAGAUUACGUCUCCAAGAUCAGCUGGCAAUGACGGGCAAGAGCGCCAAAAUGUGCCGCAUGUUGGAUCUACUGUACCUACAGUUCGUGAUGAUUGCCUUGCGCAACCGCCACAGCUUGAGCUUGUUGGUCACUCUAUUGCUUGUGCUUCAAAUCCUUAUCAGGAUCCUUAUUAUGCGGGAAUGAUGGCAUCUUAUGGACAUCAGCCUUUGGGCUAUCCUCCUUUUCUUGGAAUGCCACAUGCUAGAAUGCCAUUGCCUCUUGAGAUGGCACAGGAGCCUGUGUAUGUGAAUGCAAAACAAUACCAAGGGAUUCUAAGGCGAAGACAGGCACGUGCAAAAGCAGAACUUGAAAGGAAGCUAAUUAAAGUCAGGAAGCCAUAUCUUCAUGAAUCACGACAUCAACAUGCUAUGAGAAGGGCGAGAGGUACUGGAGGACGUUUUGCAAAGAAAACUAAUGGUGAUAAAUCAAACAGCACUGGCCAAGAAAAGGGCACAGGCUCUGGUCCAGCCCACUCGUCACAAUCUGGCAGUUCAUCAGGUUCAGAACCCUUUCCCUCAGAUUCUGCUGAAACAUGGAAUUCCUCCAAUAGUCAGCAAGAAGGAAGAGGGUCCCAAGUGCAUGACGCGUACUCAGCUCACAAUUAUGCAAAUGGCAGUGGCUGCUUCCAGACUCAUGGUGGCUUGCAGGCUUCGAUGUAUCCUUCAUACUCGGGCAAGAGAGGGGAAGAAGGAGAUUGUACAGGCCAGCAACGGGGAAGCAUUUCUUCGAAUCAGGCCUCACAGAGGCGUCUUGCCAUCCAGUGA